Glarea lozoyensis ATCC 20868 is the source of this 2328-nucleotide messenger RNA. RefSeq names its product Cullin repeat-like protein. The transcript is spliced from 6 exons. Lineage: Eukaryota; Fungi; Ascomycota; Leotiomycetes; Helotiales; Helotiaceae. Gene Ontology annotation, molecular function: ubiquitin protein ligase binding. The record is from RefSeq and is a predicted model, not a curated record. Gene Ontology annotation, cellular component: SCF ubiquitin ligase complex. Bases 1 to 2328 code for a protein of 775 amino acids. Gene Ontology annotation, biological process: SCF-dependent proteasomal ubiquitin-dependent protein catabolic process; protein ubiquitination.
AUGUCGGCCAGUACGAGGACCGUCCUUGCUCCCAUGCCGGAUGCUCCAAAUCGUGAAGAUCUAGACGCAACAUGGAAAUACUUAGAAAUGGGCGUAUCCAAGAUCAUGACCAAUCUGCAAGAUGGUAUGGACAUGAAAACUUAUAUGGGGGUUUACACAGCGGUCCAUAACUUCUGCACAUCACAGAAAGCUAUCAGCAGCACUCAGGCGGCUCUUAUGGGAAGUCAACAUCGAGGAGCACAUCUACUCGGGGAGGACCUAUACCAGAACCUUAUCAAAUACCUGACCACCUAUCUUACCGAAUUGGUCACUGCCUCUAAAACACAUGCUGACGAAGCCCUUCUCACCUUUUACAUUCGCGAAUGGAACCGUUACACAACCGCAGCCAAAUACAUCAAUCAUCUCUUCAGAUACCUGAACAGACAUUGGGUGAAGCGGGAAAUGGAUGAGGGCAAAAAGAACAUUUAUGAUGUCUAUACGCUACAUUUGGUACAAUGGCGGGUCACUCUGUUUAGCGAAGUCCAUGAAAAGGUCAUGGACGCGGUGUUGAAGAUGGUCGAAAAGCAGCGAAACGGUGAGACGAUUGAGCACGGUCAGAUUAAGAGCAUUGUACUUUCAUUUGUCUCUCUUGGUCUGGAUGAAGCCGAUCCCACCAAAUCAACGCUCGAUGUUUACCGAUACAAUUUCGAGAAACCCUUCUUAGCAGCAACGAAAUCAUUUUACGAAGCCGAGUCGAAACAGUUCGUGGCCGAAAACAGCAUCGUUGAGUAUAUGAAGAAAGCCGCAGUCCGAUUAGAUGAGGAGGAAGAACGAGUGAACGUGUAUCUUCAUUCCGACAUCCGCUCGCCGUUAAUGAAACAGUGCAAUGCCUCGCUGAUCGCUGACCACAUCGGUAUUCUACGGGAUGAGUUCCAAGUACUGCUCGAUAAUGAUCGGUAUGAUGACAUGGAACGCAUGUAUAAACUUCUUCAACGCAUACCAGAGGGGUUGGAGCCACUACGAUCGAAAUUCGAGGCGCACGUACGCAAGGCCGGUCUUGCGGCAGUCUCGAAGGUUGCCCUCGAUGCCGAAAAGCUUGAGCCAAAGGUGUAUAUUGAUGCUCUGCUUGAAAUCCACACCCAAUACCAAGGACUGGUAAAGACAGCCUUCGCGGAUGAGCCCGAGUUUACUAGAUCACUGGAUAAUGCAUGUAGGGAGUUUGUCAACCGCAACCAAAUAUGCAAGUCUGGGUCCAACAAAUCGCCUGAGCUCCUGGCCAAGUAUGCAGAUGCGGUGCUUCGAAAGGGAACCAAUGGCUCUGAGGAGAGCGACCUUGAGAAUACUUUGAACCAGAUCAUGACCAUAUUCAAGUAUAUCGAAGAUAAGGAUGUUUUCCAGAAGUUCUAUGCUCGUAUGUUAGCCCGACGAUUGAUUCACACCAGCUCUUCAUCAGACGAUGCGGAGACGAGCAUGAUUAGCAAACUGAAGGAGCAAUGUGGGUACGAAUAUACCAACAAGUUGCAACGCAUGUUCCAAGACAUGCAGAUCUCCAAGGAUUUGAAUACUGGUUACAAAGAGUUCGAGGCUCAGAUGUUGGCAGAUAGCGGUAGCCAUGAGAAGCCAAUUGAUGCUUCGUACGCCAUUCUUGGUACCGGAUUCUGGCCUCUCAAUGCACCAAACACCGACUUCACUCCGCCUGCAGAAGUCUCCAGAGCUUAUGAAAAGUUCCACACAUACUACGACCAAAAGCACAGUGGUCGAAAACUUACCUGGCUGUGGCAAUUUUGCAAAGGAGAGGUUAAAGCAAACUACUGCAAGAGUCAAAAGACACCCUAUACCUUUCAGGUCUCAACAUACCAGAUGGCUAUUCUCAUGUUGUUUAACGAAAACGACAAAAACACGUACGAUGAUAUUGUCAAAGCCACUCAGCUACAAGGAGAGGUCUUGGAUCCAGCGUUAGCCAUUUUCUUAAAGGCCAAAGUUUUCACGAUGAGCCCGGAAGGUGAUAAGCCUGGCCCAGGAAAGACUUUCAAUCUCAAUUACGACUUCAAGAACAAGAAGCUCCGGAUCAACCUGAACAUUGCUGUCAAGUCAGAACAGAAACAGGAGGUUGAGGAUACCCAUAAAACAAUCGAGGAGGACCGCAAGCUGCUCAUGCAGUCUGCCAUUGUCCGUAUCAUGAAAGCUCGCAAGAAGAUGAAGCACACAGUCCUUGUCAGCGAGUGUAUCAACCAGAUCCGAACACGCUUUGUGCCAAAGGUUCCGGAUAUCAAGAAAUGUAUUGAUAUCUUGUUGGAGAAGGAGUACUUGGAGCGUCUCGAUGAUGACGAAUUAGGAUACCUUGCAUGA